Molecule: messenger RNA, 1047 nt
Organism: Penicillium argentinense
Lineage: Eukaryota; Fungi; Ascomycota; Eurotiomycetes; Eurotiales; Aspergillaceae
Product: ketopantoate reductase family protein
Exons: 2
Coding region: 1-1047 (348 amino acids)
Biological process (GO): pantothenate biosynthetic process
Cellular component (GO): cytoplasm
Molecular function (GO): 2-dehydropantoate 2-reductase activity
Source: RefSeq, a predicted model, not a curated record
AUGGAUUCACAGUCCAGCAUGGAAAAGGCCAGGGUCCUGGUCGUCGGUACGGGCGGUAUCGGCACAGUCUCGGCCUACUCCUUGGAGAAGGGUGGCCAGGCCAAGGUGACAGCUGUGAUGCGCUCAAACUAUACCGCCGCCGUCGAGAAUGGCAUUGAUAUCGACUCGGUUCAAUACGGCCAGGUCAAGGCCUGGAAGCCAACAGCCAUUGUAAAUGCCGUCCCCGACGUAUCCAAGGGCGAUGUCCCAUCCUUCGACUACAUCAUCGUGACAACCAAAAAUAUCCCCGAUGUACCUCCCACGGUCGAAGACCUCAUUGCCCCCGCCGUGACGCCCGAAAGGACCGCCAUCGUCCUUUCUCAAAACGGCAUUAACAUCGAGAAGCCUCUCAUCCCGCGCUUCCCCACCAACCCCCUGAUUAGCAGUGUCGCAUACACUGGCGCGACUGAAACUGCUCUCGCAAAAAUAUACCACGAUGAUGAUGAUUGUCAGAAGAUUGGGGCUUUCGCAAACCCCCAAGUCCCGAUGGAGGUGGCGGAAGGGGCAGCAAAGCGAUACGUGCAAAUGUACAACCCGGACGGCAAGCUUGAUGUCCUUUAUGUACCGGAAGUCGACAAGGUGCGGUGGCGCAAAAUCGCAUACAAUGGUUCGAUGAAUCCGGUCGCCUCCAUCUUGAGUAUGGAUGUUCCAACCAUGAAAAUGAGUCGUCAUAUCAUCGACGACUUGAUUGUACCUAUCGUCGAGGAGGUUCGGGCUAUUGCUGCAGCAAAUGGAGUUACGCUCCAGCCCGAUUUGAUGUAUGCAGUCACACACCAGGAUCCAAAUGAUACGGGAUUCAAGCCGAGUAUGUGCCAGGACUUUGAAAAGAGAAAUCUUAUGGAGAUUGAGAACCUUGUUGGCGAGCCAAUACGCGAGGCGGAAAAGGCAGGCGUUCCUGCUCCGACGCUGAAGAUUGUUUAUGCUAUUAUGAAGGGGUUGCAGGCGAAGAUUAAGGCGGAAAAGGGAAUAUGGAAGCCCGCAUUUGAGCCUGGGAACCCAUGGGAGUAG